CCAGUCAUUACACGCGUCAAAACAAAUACCUGUCAAAAAGAUUUUAAUCCGAUUAUUUCAACCAUUUCAAAGUGUAACAUGUUUUCUGACUAUUGCUGAAGCGACACAACUACAAGUGAGAAGUAUGACGGUAGCAGGGGCAUCGGCUGGGCCGGGGACGGCUAGUCCUGUCAAGAUCAUCGCUAAUAUUUUCAUCUCGUUUAUUGGCGCUGGCGUUCUUGGAUUACCAUUCGCGUUUAAAGAGGCUGGUAUUAUUGAAGGUUCUGUCGUCAUGAUCUUAGUAGGACUAGUGAGUGUGAAGGCCAUGCUAUUGCUGAUAGAGUGCAAAUACCGCAUUCUUGAGAAACACAAGCCCCCAACGAAGAAAAUAACAGAGAAUGGGUCAGUGGACAGCACAUUUGACCAUGCACCAGAGUCUGAAAAUCUCAUUGAGGGCGAGGAAAACACUGUCCUUGAUCUGGAGAUGGAGAAAUCAUCGUCUUCAAAAGAACCUGCCAAUUCUGAAAUUAGUUAUGGAGAUGUUGGGAACCAGGCUAUAGGACCCACAGGAAGGUUACUAGUAGACCUUGCCAUCGUUGUAUCUCAAGUCGGUUUCUGCUGUGCUUACAUCAUCUUCAUCACUGAGAAUCUGUCGGACUAUCUGCCACAUGUCACCAUGCCUGUAUGGCUGCUGAUCCUUCUGCCCCCGCUGUGUAUUCUCAACCUAGCCCGUCAUCUUGGUGGUCUCGCUGUCACCAGCUUGCUUGCCCAGUGUUCCAAUUUGUUUGCAUUUGUGGUCGUCCUCUGGUUUGAUUUUGAUCACCUUCACAAUAUAGAAGUUCAUCCCAGAAAAGUCAAAAUCAGUGGGCUGCCGUUUUUCUUGGCAAUAUCUAUAUACUGUUAUGAGGGAGCAGGAAUGAUUUUGUCGCUUGAAUCCUCUUUAGCAGAACAAGUUAGACAUAAAUUUAAAAAGUAUUUUGUGACCACCAUGUUUGUAGUAACUACCAUGUAUGUCUCAUUUGGAAGCUGUGGUUAUGCUUCCUUUGGAUCAGAAACUAACCAGAUUAUUACAUUGAAUUUACCUAAAGGAGAAUCUAUAGACUUCGCAAUGAUCGUGAAAUCCUGUUUGUGUUUAGCCCUAUACUUCACAUACCCAGUAAUGAUGUUUCCCGUGAUGAAGCUGCUGGAUGGCUACCUCAUCUGGGAACCAGAGAACAACAAGUGCAAGGGGAAUGUGUUGCGUGUAGCAAUGGUGCUGUUGACAGGAUUUAUCGUGCUGAUGAUCCCGAGUUUCUCUAACAUCAUGGCGCUGGUCGGGGCAACAUGCUGUACACUUCUAGCCUUCACUCUACCGGGACUUUUCCAUUUGUCCAUAUUUAAAGGGAGUUUGUCACGAUCCCAAGUCAUGUUUGAUUGGUUCUUGAUGGGAAUGGGAGUGCUAGGAGCUGUGAUAGGAACAAUUGAUGCCCUGAACAGAAUGGCGACAUCACAAAUCCACACCAUCGUGGCCCACGAUGUGUUGGCAAACCAGUCCCUCGUUGACACGGCUGGUAGUGAAGUCGCAUCUUGAUGACAAGAAAUUAUCUAGUUCUCAUACAUACACUUUUGUGGUAGAUUCAGGUUAUUGAAACCUAAGUCAAUUAUGUUAAUGUGAUAAGGUAGAAUUUCCAUGUUGAAAAUGUUGAACGGGGAUUGGACAUAUGUAGGGCUAUGAAUGGCCUUGUCAGUAAAACAGCUAUCAUAUUUGUAAUACUGUUAAUAUUAGCAAGGUUUGAAGGGUGUUCAUAUGUCAUAACAGGGACGAAUCACUGAUACCGAACAAGUAUUCAGGUCUUCAAGUCUUCCACUGGCACUGUUUUCAUUCUGAACUUGGUAUUGACAGUGUUCAUUAGUUUAGUGUUUAUGCUAUGUUUCAUAAUUGUAUAUUAAUAUUAAUGCCAGUAUGUCAACCAAUCUCUUUGGAAUAAGGAUCAGCUUUAGUUGAUAGAAUUAUAUGUUGUUAAACAAAUAUAGGUCAAAAGAUUUAAUCAACUUUUAUAGAAAAGCUAUCAAUAUGGUGACAUUUAUUUACAUAAAGCUAUGCAGCCCAUCUCUAUACUUGUAUAAAAUGUAUCUUAUCGAGCGGGUUAAAUAAACUCUUGGUUGGGAAAAGGGAUUAUAAUUUGCACAACAAUCAUACAUUUUUUUUUUAAUGUUUAUUAUAGGUUUGGCUUUAGUAAGUCAUUUUAUAUCCACAUUUAAUUCGCACUGUAGCAUAUUAGAGUGUUUCUUUUGCGUUAUGUAAUAAUUCUCAUAUUAGAUUGGUUAACAGUUGGCAGAGCUCUCACCAAGCAAGAUUCAAUGAUCAUAUCAGAUUGGUUAACAGUUGGCAGAGCUCUCACCAAGCAAGAUUCAAUGAUCAUAUCAGAUUGGUUAACAGUUGGCAGAGCUCUCACCAAGCAAGAUUCAAUGAUCAUAUCAGAUUGGUUAACAGUUGACAGAGCUCUCACCAAGCAAGAUUCAAUGAUCAUAUCAGAUUGGUUAACAGUUGACAGAGCUCUCACCAAGCAAGAUUCAAUGAUCAUAUUAGAUUGGUUAACAGUUGACAGAGCUCUCACCAUGCAAGAUUCAAUGAUCAUAUUAGAUUGGUUAACAGUUGGCAGAGCUCUCACCAAGCAAGAUUCAAUGAUCAUAUUAGAUUGGUUAACAGUUGACAGAGCUCUCACCAAGCAAGAUUCAAUGAUCAUAUCAGAUUGGUUAACAGUUGACAAAGCUCUCACCAAGCAAGAUUCAAUGAUUCUCAUAUCAGAUUGGUUAACAGUUGGCAGAGCUCUCACCAAGCAAGAUUCAAUGAUCAUAUUAGAUUGGUUAACAGUUGGCAGAGCUCUCACCAAGCAAGAUUCAAUGAUCAUAUUAGAUUGGUUAACAGUUGACAGAGCUCUCACCAAGCAAGAUUCAAUGAUCAUAUUAGAUUGGUUAACAGUUGGCAGAGCUCUCACCAAGCAAGAUUCAAUGAUCAUAUUAGAUUGGUUAACAGUUGGCAGAGCUCUCACCAAGCAAGAUUCAAUGAUCAUAUUAGAUUGGUUAACAGUUGGCAGAGCUCUCACCAAGCAAGAUUCAAUGAUCAUAUUAGAUUGGUUAACAGUUGGCAGAGCUCUCACCAAGCAAGAUUCAAUGAUCAUAUUAGAUUGGUUAACAGUUGACAGAGCUCUCACCAAGCAAGAUUCAAUGAUCAUAUUAGAUUGGUUAACAGUUGGCAGAGCUCUCACCAAGCAAGAUUCAAUGAUCAUAUCAGAUUGGUUAACAGUUGGCAGAGCUCUCACCAAGCAAGAUUCAAUGAUCAUAUCAGAUUGGUUAACAGUUGGCAAAGCUCUCACCAAGCAAGAUUAAAUGAUCAUAUUAGAUUGGUUAACAGUUGGCAGAGCUCUCACCAAGCAAGAUUCAAUGAUAAUAUCAGAUUGGUUAACAGUUGGCAGAGCUCUCACCAAGCAAGAUUCAAUGAUCAUAUUAGAUUGGUUAACAGUUGGCAGAGCUCUCACCAAGCAAGAUUCAAUGAUAAUAUUAGAUUGGUUAACAGUUGGCAGAGCUCUCACCAAGCAAGAUUCAAUGAUCAUAUUAGAUUGGUUAACAGUUGGCAGAGCUCUCACCAAGCAAGAUUCAAUCAUAUUAGAUUGGUUAACAGUUGGCAGAGCUCUCACCAAGCAAGAUUCAAUGAUUCUCAUAUCAGAUUGGUUAACAGUUGACAGAGCUCUCACCAAGCAAGAUUCAAUGAUCAUAUCAGAUUGGUUAACAGUUGGCAGAGCUCUCACCAAGCAAGAUUCAAUGAUCAUAUUAGAUUGGUUAACAGUUGGCAGAGCUCUCACCAAGCAAGAUUCAAUGAUUCUCAUAUCAGAUUGGUUAACAGUUGACAGAGCUCUCACCAUGCAAGAUUCAAUGAUUCUCAUAUCAGACUGGUUAACAGUUGACAGAGCUCUCACCAUGCAAGAUUCAAUGAUUCUCAUAUCAGAUUGGUUCACAGUUGGCAGAGCUCUCACCAAGUAAGAUCUCGUUUGACUUUCGCAGAGAAAGUUUGCAAAAAAUGAGUGUAAAUACGUACAUGAAUAUUUUAAAAUGGGUGUGUAUGACUAUUUACGAAAACAUUUGGUCAGGACACAGAUAAAUUCCUUCACUUACCUUGCACUGAGAACUAUAAUGCAAAAACAUACAAUCAUAAAUUUGCACGCUAAUUAUUCAUUGGUAUGCUUUGAAAGUGUGGUACAAAACAGCUACUAAAGCUAACCCUUGUAAUUGAAUUAAUACAUAACUCAUAUCUCAUAUCAUUUUCAAAACUCAGGUAGUUGGUGCAGUUUCUUUUUCAUAUUUUAUAAUUGUACAACUAAUUAAUCAUGGAAUCUAUGUAUCAUACAUCAACUGUGUUUACCAAAGUACCAUUUUAACAUGUUCAGAGUAAAUUAAAGCAAUUUUGAUUUAUGCAAGAAAAUAAAAGGCACCAAUUUUGUCACCAGUUUUGUCUUUCAUUGUCAUUAUAGAGUUGUCCUUAAAAUGUUUUUACAUAACACUGCCUGAUAGUGACAUUUUUAUUGAAUAAUAUGAGUUUGUCAUGUAUUCAUCAUAAAUGUAAUUAUUCUUUGUGAAAAAUGUCCGGGACAGAUUUCCCUGUAAACUCUUUUUAUGACAAUUAUGUAUAUUUUGGAUUGAGGAAUUUUUUUUUUACAUAUAAAUGUAAAUUUAUCAUUUAGCUAAUUUUAUGAAAUAAAUGGUAAACGGUGUAAACUUACAUUUGAGUAUUAAGUAUGGGUGAUUUUUGUUGAUACUUAUUGAUUGGUGUUUAUGAUUUUGUUGUCAUAAUAUUUAUGUUUACCAGUAAUGUGAUACUUUUGAUGCCUAUUUUGGUUUAUGUAUUCUGUGUGUUCACUAUAGUUACAUGUAAUCAUUCUCAAUGCUUUACUUGCAAAUAUUGACCUUGGCACAUUUUAAUGAUAAUUGAAUUGAUCUUGCCAUUAUUGUUUUAUUUAUGACAAGUAUGUCAAAGAAAAUUAUCCAUGUUAGAUUUUCUCUCAUUAAUUAAUUCAACAUUAAUCAGUUAUGCUCCAUCUGAUUUUUUUUAGAAAGCCUAUUACUUGUACUUACUGAUUUCAUUUGGGAUUUGUGAAAUACAUGAAGUAGAUUGUGGCAGACGGGGCACUCGUAUGAAUACUGGUAUUUGUGUGAAAUAGUGUUAUUUAUUUAUUGAAAUCUGGAGCUUUACCAGCUGGAAACCAAGGUGCUGUAUAUUAUUGGGCCCAUACUGGGUUUAUAUAUUCCUGUAUUUUUAUAUGUCAUUACAUGUAUAUAGGUGUAUUUUUGUAUGUCGUUAAAAGUUCCUGGGGAACACUGUUGAUUUGUGAGAUUUUUAGAUUCUGAAAAAUGCGUUGUAUAUGUUUUAAAAAAAUGAAAGUUUUAACUCUUUAAGUUCUUACUUCUUUUUAUGAUUAACAUUUUUAUGGGUGUUUUGUGUUAUUUGGACCACACUAUUUGUGUGUAUCCGAUGGGUUUAUAGUGUUGAAAUCAUGUACUAUACUGUAAACAUGCAAAUCGGAUGUGAUAUUGUGUGAUAUUGAUUAAUGUACGGUAAUCAAACUAGAAAAUUAUUGUCUUAACAAGCGUUAAUUCAUUCCAUUUAGGAAACACUACAUCUCCCGUAUGUCUUCAAAGAAGAAAUCAAAUGCAAUAGUGUGUUUGUGCGAUUUUUUUUCCAUUUUAAGGUCAUUAUUGCCAGUGCUAAACUCUCUCUGCUUAAGUAUUUUUCAUUAAUCAUUUAUAUUAUUUAUGGCGUUGGGACCAUGUGACAUUUUCCCGUCAACAUCACCUCAUUUCCUCAUGUAUGUCUUUUUUUCACUUCUUGUUUCAUUGUUUAGAUAUCGCUCAUCUGAAUCUUUAUUUCUAAAUAAGCAAGAUGUUAAAUGUAAAUUAUUGCAGGAGACUCAUAAUAGAGAUGUGAUUUAUAGCUUGGUUAUUCAAAGAAUAAGGAGCUUUACUUCUCUUUACGGCGUAAGUGUUUUUCGUCAGCUCUCGUUAAUGUUUUAGGGCCAGUUAGUAUUUUUCACUUAUAUCUCCAAUACUCUUCAUUCAACUCAUUUAAUACUUCACACAUUUGUUCAAGACCAUCACUCAAGUAGGUUACAUAACUCCAUAUUAACCGUAAAUACAAAUUAUGAGCCUGUUAUUGCUUUCGACAGGCACAAUUUUAUGUUUUUAAACAGGCUUUUACAAAGUGAAACCUUGUUAUAAGAAUCACUUAUGCCGUUGUUUGAGUAAGCUGGUGGAAGGGCAGUGUCAAACUCACCUAUGGUAUUGAAUAAUUUUGUUAGGUUUGACCUAUAGUAACCAAACUUGUAAUUAUAGGAAGAGUUUAUGGACACCUUUCAUGAGAUUGAGUUUUGGGCCCCUAGGGUCAGGUUCAAUGUUAAAAUAAAAUGAAAAAUGGUUUGCGGAGCAAACUCACCUAUGGUGUGGAAAUAUAUUAGUUAGGUUGACAUAUUCUCACCAAACUUGGUAUAUUGAAAGAGUUUAUCACUAAGUGAAAGCUGGUUAUAAGAAUCACUUACACCUUUUUUUGAGUAAGCUGGUGGAAGGGCAGCUUCAAACUCGCCUAUGGUAUUGAAUAAUUUUGUUAGGUUUGUUAGGUUUGACCUAUAGUAACCAAACUUGUAACUAUAUGAAGAGUUUAUGGACACCUUUCAUGGGAUUGAGGUUUGGGCCCCUAGGGUUAUGUUCACUGAAACUAGAAAUAGAAAAUGAUUAGUCCUGAAUAAUUUAAGUUUGUGUUGACAUAUUGUGACCAAACUUGGUAUAUAGGAAGAGCUGAAAGGUACCUUUUGUGGGAUUGCAUUUAGGACUCCUAGGGUCAAGGUCACUGUAACUAAAAAAGGAAAAAUGGUAAGGCCUGAAUAACUUUAGUUAGGGUUGACGUAUUGCAAUCAUACAUGUUAUUAAGUAAGAGUUUAUGGAGACCUUUCAAUUGAUUUUAUUUGGGGCCCCUUGGGUAAAGGUGAAGGUCACUGAACCUUAAAAUAGAUAACUGUUUGGUACUGCAUAACUUUAGUUAGGGUCAACAUUUUUUACCAAACUUGGUAUUUAGGAAGAGUUUAUGCAGGAUUUCCAUGGCAUUGCAUUUGGGCCCCUAAGGUCAAGGUCAAGACCACUGUAACAAAAAAUAGAAAGAAAAAUCCCUGAUUAGACUGAAUCGCACAACGAAGGCUGAUGUUCUUCUGUCAAUCAUUGAAAACAUGGCUUUGUCUCAUUGUGGCGAUUUUUGUUUACUAUUUAUUCAACUUUUUUAUUAUUGCUUUUGACAGGCAGGUAUUUCAUCAUUAUUUUAUAUUAUUUCUAAGACAAAGUGCCAUAAUGUUGAGCACGCUGUCCUACGACAACUCUUGUUUUGUUCAAAGUGUCUGUUAAACAAAAACUUUAAGCUAUUAAUUUCGGUAAAAACAUGUUUUUGUAUGACUUUCUUAAAUUAAAGUAACUAUUGGCCAUUAGCAUGCAACUCUUGGUUUUACACAAAGUAAGUUCUCUUACACUCUUUCAACUCUUGAAAACAUGUAAGACUACAGACUCUCACAUGUGUGUGUACACUAGAUGUGUGUGAACACUAGAUGUGUGUGUGUGUGUACACUGUGUGUACACUAGAUGUGUGUGUACACUAGAUGUGUGUGUGUGUUCACUAGAUGUGUGUGAACACUAGAUGUGUGUGUACACUAGAUGUGUGAACACUAGAUGUGUGUGUACACUAGAUGAGUGUGUACGCUAGAUGUGUGUGAACACUAGAUGUGUGUGAACACUAGAUGUGUGUGUACACUAGAUGUGUGUGAGCACUAGAUGUGUGUGUACACUAGAUGUGUGUGUACACAUGUGUACACUAGAUGUGUGUGAACACUAGAUGUGUGUGUACACUGUAUGUACACUAGAUGUGUGUGAACACUAGAUGUGUGUGUACACUAGAUGUAUGUGUACACUAGAUGUGUGUGUACACUGUGUGUACACUAGAUGUGUGUGUACACUAGAUGUGUGUGAACACUAGAUGUGUGUGUACACUAGAUGUGUGUGUACACUAGAUGUGUGUGAACACUAGAUGUGUGUGUACACUGUGUGUACACUAGAUGUGUGUGUACACUAGAUGUGUGUGAACACUAGAUGUGUGUGAACACUAGAUGUGUGUGUACACUAGAUGUGUGUGAACACUAGAUGUGUGUGUACACUAGAUGUGUGUGUACACUCUGUGUACACUAGAUGUGUAUGUACACUAGAUGUGUGUGUACACUAGAUGUGUGUGAACACUAGAUGUGUGUGUACACUAGAUGUGUGUGAACACUAGAUGUGUGUGAAUGUGAUAAGAAUGGUAUUGAAAUACACUGAUAACAACAGCUAGUAUGCAUGCUGGGGCAUUUAUACAAUAUGUGGUAUAUUUGUUGGAAUUACUAACUUGUUAGUUAGCAUUGCUAUACAAUAAAAUUAAUGUGAUCAUA
This is a messenger RNA of Mya arenaria, 8465 nucleotides long. RefSeq lists its product as uncharacterized. The record is from RefSeq and is a predicted model, not a curated record. Gene Ontology annotation, biological process: amino acid transmembrane transport. Gene Ontology annotation, molecular function: amino acid transmembrane transporter activity. Lineage: Eukaryota; Metazoa; Mollusca; Bivalvia; Myida; Myidae. The transcript has 17 exons. Gene Ontology annotation, cellular component: vacuolar membrane. Bases 125 to 1549 code for a protein of 474 amino acids.